CAAAAGCGGGCACUCGAUAAUGUGCAGUCGUCGUAGUCAAACGCAGAAUAUACGAGCGCGCAGUCGAACACCAUUUAACCGUUACAGUUAGUUUGCUAUCGUGCGUUUUGUUUUGAUCGCGCUCUUCCCUUGAAGAAUUGUAGCUGAUUUUUUUUUUUUGUUCUCAUAACGUGACAAAUACGUUUGUGUGUGCGUGUGUUGUGUGUGCUUGCAACAUUUUUACCUGAAUAUGCGAAAGUCUGCAAAAUGCUUGAAUCCCAAGUGUAUUAGUCAUGAUCGCGAACGCUCGUUGCCGCAAUUUUGAAUCAUCCGACAGGCCCCCUGCCCCCUGCCCCCUGCCCCUUACUCAAUGCGCUCAGCAUUCGUGAAUAACCCGGCGGCAACAGCGAGCGCAAAUCGUUAACUGUUUACAUUGCUCAGAGCUGGCUUAAGUUCAGUUCAGUUCAGUUCAGUUCAGUUUAGUUCACCUGAGCGAAGUUUGGCUCAGUUAUUACUCAUAAGCACCUGAACGCGCCUGGGCUCUGACUCUGACUUUGAGACGCAAAGCAGCGAAAUUUGCUCUCUAACAGCUGCGAUUACGUGAAAUAAUAAACAAACCGAUGUCUGAUAAGGACAGCGGGUCGACUAAAUUCGUGAUUUGUGAUUUGCUAACGAUCCAGUGAUCGGUGAUCGGUGAUCGGUGAUCGGUGAUCAGUGAUCAGUGAUCGGCCUUCGGAUCGUGAAUGCCAGCACAGCUGGGACAAGCUGUCUGUCUACUCGGCUAACCCGCAAGCCAUACCAAUCGCAUGUGCCACACCAGAGUGCCAGCAUGAAUGACGACACAACUGCGAGUCCGAGCCUGGGCUAUGGCGAUAAUGAUAUGCUGUCUGCGGCACCGACGGGUCCAGCGAGCGGCCUGGAUGCUGUCGACGAAAGCGGCUUCUCGCAAUCGCUGUUGACCUUUGCGGCGAUCAUGACCUUUCUGAUCAUGAUCGUCGGCAUUUGCGGCAACUUUCUAACCGUUGUCGCGCUCCUCAAGUGCCCCAAGGUGCGCAAUGUGGCCGCCGCCUUUAUCAUCAGCCUCUGCAUAGCGGAUCUGCUAUUCUGCGCCCUGGUGCUGCCCUUUCAGGGUCUGCGCUUUGUCCAGGGCACCUGGCGGCAUGGCCCGGUGCUCUGCCGGCUCAUCCCGUUCAUUCAGUACGGCAAUAUUGGGGUCUCGCUGCUGUGCAUCGCGAUGAUCACGAUCAAUCGGUACGUGAUGAUCACCCACCAUGGCUGCUAUGCACGGAUCUAUAAGCGCCACUGGAUCGCGAUCAUGAUCGCCGCCUGCUGGCUGGUCUCCUACGGAAUGCAGCUGCCGACGCUGCUUGGGGCGUGGGGUCGCUUCGGCUACGAUGCCCGCCUGCAGACGUGCUCCAUAAUGAGCGACGCCCAUGGGCACAGCAGCAAGACGACGCUGUUCAUAACGGCGUUCGUGAUACCCUGCCUGGUGAUCAUAGCCUGCUAUGCGAAAAUCUUCUGGGUGGUCCACAAGUCCGAGCAGCGGCUCAAGCGGCAUGCCAACAAACAGAACUCCAUACCCAACAAUUUGCGGCCAGUGGCAGGUACGGCCGCGUCUCCCACGGGCCAGGAUGCCCAAGUGCAGCCGGCGGCCAGUCGUGUGUCCACCGACAGCAGCAGCAGCUACUCGACGGAUGUGCCCGAGGCGAUCGCAGCUGUGGGCAAGCAGCCGCCGCAGUCGCGGGUCAAGGAUCAGCGGGAGGUGCGCGCCAAGCGCAACGAAUGGCGCAUUACCAAAAUGGUGUUGGCCAUAUUCUUGUCGUUCGUCAUCUGCUAUCUGCCCAUCACGAUUGUUAAGGUGGCCGACAAGGAUGUGGAGCAUCCCAGCCUGCACAUCUUCAGCUACAUCAUGCUCUAUCUGUCCGCCUGCAUCAAUCCGAUCAUCUAUGUGAUCAUGAACAAGCAAUAUCGCAAGGCCUACAAAACGGUCGUCCUCUGCCAGCCGGCACGCCUCCUGCUGCCCUUCGGCAAGACGAACGGGGCCAGCAGCGCCGCAGAGAAAUGGAAAGAUACCGGAUUGAGCAACAACCACAGCCGCACCCUUGUCUCCCAGAUGUCCGCCGGCGCAGCAGCAUCAGCAGCGGCGGCGGCGGCGGCUGCAGCGGCGGCGUCGUCGUCGUCGUCGUCGGCGACGCCCACAUCCGACUGCCAGUCCUUGCCGACGCCCAAAGCGGCGCCUCAGUCACUGGAGCUGAUGUCCCGAUGUCCAGAUCUAAUAAAUCGAACGAAUCAGCCGCCAUUGGUUACGCCCCCGCCGCCAUCGGUAACGGUGGCAACGCCUCAACCGAGCAGCACCAGCAGCAGCAGCGGCAGCCGGCUGCCGCUCAAGAGGAGCAAUCACUCCUACAUCAACAACGGCUUCAACAGCAGCAGCGGGCACAGCCUGAACAGCGCCGUUUAUCGGCCCGCAGCUGGCUCCCCGGCGUCGGCGUCGGUGGCGCCACUGCGUCGCAUCACCAUGGUGGGGGACGACAUCAUACUGGAGGAGGAGGAGCUGCCCGCAAUGCCCAGUCCGACAACGACGACAACGGCGCUGUCAGUCAGCAAAGUAACCAAAUCUCCCAUCUACAUGAACGUCAACAGUCCGAAGAGAAACCAAUCUUAUAGCGACAAGGCCACAGUCAAGGAUGCACUGCAGCAGGCAUCGGUCCCAUCCGACCAGGUCAAGGAUCAGCAGGAUGCUAGCAAAGUGCCCACAAAGUUUCCAAAUCCAAAAGACUAACGAAAUGCUUUAAUUCCAAAUAUCGUAACUGUUACAUUCCCAGACUCCCCCCCCACACCCAUCCCCCACCAUUCCUCCACUACGUACGUUAUAUAUAGUAUAUCGUACAUAUCGUUAAGCAUAUAUCGUAUAUUCAAUAUCAACUACGGCAUAUUUACAUAUAUGCAUAUAUAUUUCACAAACAAACAGUAUACUGUGCUCUCAAUAUCGUUUACGGUAUGUGUAUACAUAUAUGUAUGUCGUUUAUAUAGUAUAACAUGUGUUUUGUAAAUUAUAUAUCGUGUUUGUAAUAACGUUUACGAUAAGCCGAAUACUCUAUAUUGAUUACGUUUAUACAGAUAUGUAUAUCGUUUUCGAUGUAUCUACUUAUAUCGUAAAUGGUACACAUUCGUUAUCGUAAACUGUAUAUUGUACUCUGCAUACCGAUAUGUGAAUCGUAAAUGGUAGCUUGCACACGAUAUAUGAAUACAUGUAUAUGUAUCGUAAACGGUAUAACAAGUACUCAGUCCCGUUUAAAUGCAUAUUUGCAUAUUAUAUCGUAAAUGGCAGUCCAUAUAUUUUCUGUACACAUACAAAUAUCGUUAAUGGUUUAUUGUGCUCCCAAUAUCGUUUGUGGCGGCACAUUCAUACAUAUAUCGUAUCGUAAUCGUAACCUACUUAUAGAUAUUUAUCGUUGUCUGCACUUAGUAUUAACCAGUCUAUCUCUAAAUCCCCCAAGCUCAAACUGUAAAUGUUGAUCAAUUCUUAAAAUCGUUAUGUUAUCGAUAUACAUAACUAUCGUUAAAGUCCGUAGCCGUAUGUCUGAUAUAAGCAAGGCAUCAAACCCAUUUUAAAAAAAUAUCUCGAAUUAUGAUUCAUUUCUUGAACAUAUUUUCGAAUCGAAAAACUGAUUUGUAAUUAAUAGCAAUUUUGCUUUAUAAGAACUUUAGUUUUGUACAUUUCAUCAAACAUGUUUGGCCACUGUUAACAGCUCAUGUUAAAGUUAUUAUGUUAUGCUCCCGUGUUACAGUUAUGGGCAAGGAACACUCAAUUGUCGAUCACCUUCGACUAGAGCUUAUUUAAUUAUUUUUAUAUAUUUUCUAAAAUAUUAUUUAUAAAAUUGUAAACUAUUCUCUUUUUUUUUUUUUGUAACAAUCAUGUUGAGCUCCGAUCGGUAGGGGUCUGUUGCGGACCUUGACCUCAUUUGAUAGCCAGAUUGUUAACCCAUAUAGUAUGCCAUAAAACAUUCCAUAUAUGUAUUUAUAUAUAAACUAUAUCUGUAGCACUGACUAUAUAUGUUUGUUUGUACCUAUCAUAGAUCGCUCGCACAUAUUUCAAUUUUAUAUGGGCUGCACUGUAAAGCAAUCGAAUAUACAAUAAUACUAAUACAAAACAUUUCUAUGCGUUCAGUAAA
This is a messenger RNA of Drosophila montana, 4154 nucleotides long. RefSeq names its product moody (gene moody). Bases 809 to 2761 code for a protein of 650 amino acids. Gene Ontology annotation, molecular function: G protein-coupled receptor activity. The record is from RefSeq and is a predicted model, not a curated record. Gene Ontology annotation, biological process: G protein-coupled receptor signaling pathway. The transcript is spliced from 5 exons. Gene Ontology annotation, cellular component: membrane. NCBI's taxonomy places the organism in Eukaryota, Metazoa, Arthropoda, Insecta, Diptera, Drosophilidae.